UUAUUUUUUUCAAAUAAUAAUUAGUACACAUAAACGUAAAUUAAUCAAAGCCCACUUCACAUUUGAGCCAGACCCAGAAAAAAGAUCGUUCCUUUUUCAAUUUAUGUCUGAAAGUCUGGUUCAGAGCCUGAUUAAGCUUUCAGCACAAAGAAAGAAGCUUCUACGGCAGAAGGGUAUUUUGGGCAAUAGAGCAGGAUCAGAGGCAAAUAGUAGUAAAGGCCCCUUCUGCUGAUUCUGAUCCUGUAUUGUAUGGUGUUGGGUAUAAAAGAAUUCAUUAGCUUUUACUUGUCUGGUGUUGUUUCAGUAUACAGCUAAUCUUUUGAGAACUGCAAAUCAAUCACAAUUUUUAACUGAAAAUGGGAGGUGUAAUUGGAAAGAAUGAAUCUCCUAAGGCUGCAGUGUCGGAGACGAAGCUUGAGGCCAGAAUAAAUGAGGCAAUACGGAGAAGGGAAGUUGAAGGGAGUACUAUAAAAUCCUUCAACAGCAUUAUUUUAAAGUUUCCCAAGAUUGACAGAAGCUUAAGGAAAUGCAAAGCUACGUUUGAAGACUUUGAUGAGGAUGGGAAUGGUGCUAUCGAUCGAGAAGAGCUGAAGCACUGCUUCCACAAGCUGGAGAUCAGUUUCACUGAUGAGGAGGUUAAUGAUCUAUUUGAGGCAUGUGAUAUAAAUGAAGACAUGGGGAUGAAAUUCAAUGAAUUCAUAGUUCUUCUUUGCCUUGUCUAUCUUCUGAAGGAAGAUCCAGCUGCCGAGCAUGCUAAAUCUCGUAUGGGAAUGCUAAAUCUGGAGGCUACUUUUGAAACAUUAGUUGAUGCAUUUGUGUUCUUGGACAAGAACAAGGAUGGUUAUGUGAGCAAAAAUGAGAUGGUUGACGCAAUAAAUGAAACCACUUCAGGAGAACGAUCUUCUGGGAGAAUUGCCAUGAAAAGAUUUGAAGAGAUGGACUGGGACAAAAACGGAAUGGUAAACUUCAAGGAGUUUGUUUUUGCUUUUACUCGUUGGGUUGGAAUUGAAGAAGGCGAUGAUGACGAGGGGGAGAAUGAUGCCUGAAUAGAAGUUCUCAAGCAAGUCAUGCCUGUGCUCCAGAAGAGCUUCCAGCAGUUUUUUCCCCAAAGUUGUGAUCCUGGUCGACAUGCCCUCUUUCAUGUUUCCAAUAAAUAUGGAGUUUAACAUAUAACAGGUCAUAUUAUGACCAGAUUUCUGUUGUAAAUAGACUAUGUUGAAGUCCAAUGAUUUGUGCUACCACAAAAUUCUUUUGAGCUGCCAACCUUAAUGUCAGUUUAUGAUCUUCCUUUGUUUCUACUACAAGUUCGGAUUGCUGCGUGUUGGUUAAGGUGGAUUUCUUGUUCAAACUUUUGUGUGAGAACAUAAUCUUUU
Messenger RNA from Sesamum indicum (sesame), 1373 nucleotides. NCBI's taxonomy places the organism in Eukaryota, Viridiplantae, Streptophyta, Magnoliopsida, Lamiales, Pedaliaceae. The record is from RefSeq and is a predicted model, not a curated record.